Molecule: messenger RNA, 10963 nt
Organism: Ahaetulla prasina
Lineage: Eukaryota; Metazoa; Chordata; Lepidosauria; Squamata; Colubridae
Product: probable transmembrane reductase CYB561D1
Exons: 3
Coding region: 5104-5616 (170 amino acids)
Molecular function (GO): transmembrane monodehydroascorbate reductase activity
Source: RefSeq, a predicted model, not a curated record
CUCAUAUCAAAUGAUCUAAGUGCCAAAACCCACUGUAACAACAUUGGCAAAAAGACAUUAAGGCAUUAAACCUAAUCUUGCGUAGCUUCUUCAGUAAUAUUACAUUACUAACCAGCGCAUACAAAACAUUUGCUAGACCAGUUCUCAAACACAGCUCAUCUUCUGGAACUCGCACUGAAUAAAAAGAAAGAAGGGGAAGCAAAUUUGGAGGCUGCCUGAAGUCUCUACUUUCCUUCUCCAGGUGAAGCCUGCUGAAUAGGUGUCAAGAGCUUCCUGCUCUGAGCUUUGGCUUAAGAGUAUCAAAUAUUUUCAGUAGUGUUCAAGGCUGAAGCUUCAUAUGGCAGGUGAACCACAGGAAGCACAUAAGACCUAUGCAACACAGCUUCAGAAGCUGGGGCAACCAUAUUUAUAGAAUAGAAUAGAAUAGAAAUUUUUUAUUGGCCAAGUGUGAUUGGACACACAAGGAAUUUGUCUUGGUGCAUAUGCUCUCAGACUACAUAAAAGAAAAGAUACGUUCAUCAAGAAUCAUAAGGUACAACACUUAAUGAUCAUAGGGUACAAAUAAGCAAUCAGGAAACAAUAUCAAUAUAAAUCAUAAAAAUACAAGCAACAAAGUUACAGUCAUAAGUGGAAGGAGGUGGGGGAUGGGAAGGAUGAGAAGAUUAAUAAUAGUGCAGAUUUAGUAAAUAGUUACAGUGUUGAGGGAAUUAUUUGUUUAGCAGAGUGAUGGCAUUCGGGGAAAAACUGUUCUUGUGUCUGGUUGUUCUGGUGUGCAGUGCUCUGUAGCAUCAUUUUGAGGGUAGGAGUUGAAACAGUUUAUGUCCAGGAAGUGAGGGGUCUGUAGAUAUUUUCACAGCCCUCUUUUUGACUCGUGCAGUAUAGAGGUCCUCAGUGGAAGGCAGGUUGGUAGCAAAUGUUUUUUCUGCAGUUCUAAUUGUCCUCUGAAGUCUGUGUCUGUCUUGUUGGGUUGCAGAACCAAACCAGACAGUUAUAGAGGUGCAGAUGACAGACUCAAUAAUUCCUCUGUAGAGCUGUAUUAGCAACUCCUUGGGCAGUUUGAACUUUCUGAGUUGGUGCAGAAAGAACAUUCUUUGUUGUGCUUUUUUGAUGAUAUUUUUGAUGUUAGCUGUCCAUUUUAGAUCUUGCAAUAUGGUAGAACCUAGAAAUUUGAAGGUCUCUACUGUUGAUUCUGUGUUAUCUAGUAUUAUAAGAGGUGGAAGUAUGGAAGAGUUUCCCCUAAAGUCUACCACCAUUUCUAUGGUUUUGAGUGUGUUCAGUUCCAGACUGUUCUGGUUGCACCAUGUUAGAGGGCUUCAGGAAGCCCAGUAGAAAUAUGCAUAAAUGUAAUGGGCAGGAAGAGUAAACUUGAAGACCUGGAGAAAGAGACACGACCAAGACAUCAGUCAGACAAAAUAAACUUGAAUCUGAAGUAGAAAUGCAAUUUGAAAAAGCAUCUCAGGCUUGACCCUCCCUAGUUCUUUUGCAGAUAAAGGGAAGGAGAGGGAGGCACAUUCUGACUUAAAAGUUGACUUUGUAUAUAAUAUAUAAUAUUAUUUUUUGUAUAUAAUAUACAAAUGGAUGAGACUAUUGCUUAACACAAUGUAAGCCGCCCUGAGUCUUCGGAGAAGGUAGGGAUAUAAAUUCAAAUUAAAAAAAAAAAGAUUCUGUUACUAUAACUUUAUAAAAGAGGUAUUAAGAUUCAUAGCUUGGGUUUCUUAGUGUGGUCUACCUUAAAAGGUGGACAAUAAAUCACCCCUCCCAUAGCACCCAAGCACAGGGAGGCUGCCUCACACGUAAAAGAGGAGCAGGGCUUUGCUCAUACAGUCACAGUUGCUAUUUUGACUUUCUGGUCCUCCCCCUGCCCCCCUCCCUUUCCCCGGCUCUGAAUGCCCCAGGUUGAUUGGGAUAACAAGACUACUUUACAGUUCUGCUUGCUACGCUUCAAGCUAUAAUAAGGCUUAUAAAUGAUAGAGGGUGUGAAUCUUAUAUGUGACAAAAAGAAGGAGAAAGCACCUGUGUGUGGGUAAAUUUCUUGUGUGGUGAGGACUUUUCCUCUCUUGCACCUAAGCAUGGUACAACCACGGUAAGAUUAUUUGGGGAGGGGGGAGAAAUUGUUCUGAUUCCAUGCCAGUGUCUUCAUUUCAUCCCUAAUCCUUGAGUGAGACAACAAGUUUUCCCUCAGAAGCUGACCUCAUCUUCUGCAACAAUGCAAACUCAAUUUAUGGGCUACAAAUAAAAGAACCCUUUUCCAACAGUGACCACAGCAUGAUCAACUUUUGUCUCAAUAUAUGCCCUUACAAUAAUCUCCAUAGUAAUGGUAUUCCAAACUACAAUUUCAAAAAAGCCAACUAUGAUCUUAUAAACACCGACCUCUCAUCUCUUUACUGGCAAAAUCUAUUCUCUAACUGUAUCACUGCUGAAGACCGCUAUAGAGUUUUCUUACUUGACGUCAAUAGAGUAAUUAAACUAUAUGUACCACAAGCCACUACAAAAAUCAGAAAAAACAAAUUACCCAUAUCAAUAAAAAAGCUCCAAUCCAAAAAAAAAAUCCCCCUGGUGAAAAAACAAAACUGGCUAUGUAGCCAACUUCAGAAACUGUUACAAAAAUAUAUGCAACCAAAUAAAGAUUGAAUGCACCAAUUACCAACUACAAGAAGACCUUCUGCGCACAAAAUCCAAUCGGGCUUUCUAUAAUUUUGUGAACAACAAAUUUAAAGACUCGAGAUCCAUCCCACCCCUAAAAUGAUCUAACGGUAAAGAAUAUAAUGAUGAAACAGUUAAAGCAAACCUCUUUAACACAUUCUUCGGCUGAGUCUUUGUUAACAGCAAUGGCUCAUACCCAACAUUCCCCAGUCGUACCACCAAUGAUCACAACAACCUAACACAAAGAGAUUUCACAGAAGAUAAUGUUGAAAAGGCCCUUCGCAAACUGAAACUAUCUAUUGGACCUGAUGGUCUAUGUGCAUACUUCUUAAAAAAGAUUUCUACUAAUAUCGCAGAACCCCUAAUCAUAAUCUUUGAAAAAUCUUUCAGGACCAACUCCCUUCCCAAACUAUGGUCACUAGCCAUGGUCAUCCCUGUCUUCAAAAAAGGAGACCCUAGCCUAGUUGAAAAUUACAGACCAAUUUCUUUAUGCUGCAUCACCUACAAAGUAAUGGAAUCAAUCAUCAACCAAUCCAUCACCCUCCACCUAGAAACAAACAACUACUCUCUAAUAAACAAUUUGGUUUCAGAAAAAAAUUAUCCUGUAAUUUACAACUUCUUCACUGCAAAAACAUAUGGACUACAAAUCUUGAUCAGGGCAAAGCAAUAGAUGCAAUUUACAUAGACUUCUGUAAAGCUUUUGACUCAGUGGUACAUGACAAACUUCUUCUAAAACUAAAAUCCUACGGCAUCUCUGGACCCCUCCAUAAUUGGAUAACAGCGUUCCUGUCAAACAGACAACAAAAGGUCAAAAUAGGCAGUGCCCUAUCAAAUCCUUCUCCUGUCAAUAGCAGUGUCCCCCAAGGCAGCGUUCUAGGACCAACACUCUUCAUAUUAUACAUUAACAACCUCUGUGACCAUAUUAUAAGUAAUUGUGUUCUCUUUUCUGAUGAAGUUAAACUAUUUAACACUACCAACAAUAUGGCUACCCUUCAAAAAGACCUUGACUUUGUGUUGGAAUGGUCAAAAAAUUGACAACUCCAAAUCUCAAUCAGCAAAUGCUCUGUCUUACACAUUGGAAAAAAGAAUCAGAACACUAAAUACAAGCUCGAUGGACAUUGCCUUGUUGAUGACCCUCACCCCGUUAAAGACCUUGGAGUUUUCAUAUCAAAUGAUCUAAGUGCCCAAGCCCACUGCAACUACAUUGCAAAAAAGGCUUUAAGAGUUGUAAACUUAAUCUUGCGUAGCUUCUUCUCCAGAAAGAUUAGACUACUAACCAGAGCAUAUAAAACAUUUACUAGACCAAUUCUUGAAUACAGCUCGCUUGUCUGGAACCCACACCUCAUUUCUGACAUAAAUACGAUUGAGCGUGUCCAGAAAUAUUUUACAAGAAGAGUUCUCCACUCCUCUGUUAACAACAAAAUACCUUAUGCCACCAGACUUGAAAUCCUGGGUUUAAAAAAUUUAGAACUCCGCCGCCUUCAACAUGACCUGAGUUUAACUCAUAGAAUCAUCUGUUACAAUGUCCUUCCUGUUGAAGACUACUUCAGCUUCAAUCGCAACAAUACACGAGCACACAAUAGAUUUAAGCUUAAUGUGAACCGUUCCAAUCUUGAUUGCAGAAAAUAUGACUUCAGUAACAGAGUUGUUAAUGCCUGGAAUGCACUACCUGACUCUGUGGUCUCUUCCCAAACUCCCCAAAGCUUUAACCAAAGUCUAUCUACUAUUGACCUCACCCCAUUCCUAAGAAGCCUGUAAGGGAUGUGCAAAAGAGCACCAAUGUGCCUACCGUUCGUGUCCUAAUGUUCCCUUUGAUUUUAUCCAAUUUGUAUAGUUAUUUCAUGCUUAUGCUUAUAUAUGCUUAUGUGACAAAUAAAUAAAUAAAAUAAAUAAAUAAAGAUCAGCAGAGUAAGGUUUUGCUACCUAUUACAUUGGAGACAAAGUCGUGUCAGUAGCAAGUAGGGUUAGUGGCUUUUGAGAUGGGCAGGGACUUUCUUCUGUAUUAUGCUCGCUGUGGAAUUCUGGGAAGUGAAGUCCAUAUGUCUUUCAAGUUGCCAAGCUUGAGAAAUACUGUGCUUAACCAUAGACAGCUAUUUUGCUGUCAGCACACUAAAAAGCAGUGCUAGAGAGCUUUCAGAGCCAUGCAGUAACCCUAGAAAGCUCAAUCAAUGGUGCUGUAAAUGCUUUGAUUCCGGCUGUUAUUAGUUUAGCACAAGGCUGAAAUACUGGAAUAAAGAUUCCUGUUAAAUGGAAAAUGCCUUGGUCUCUUUUUUCUUGUGCUUUGUCCACAUUCCUUCAUAUUUCUUAGUUAUAGACAACAAUGUGUAGCACUUUUGGCCUGGUUGGCCCAACAGCAAAAGGCAGAUGACGGGCAACUGGACAGCACCUGCUUGGAUUCAUACAUCUGAUAUAUAGUUCAAUUUAGUGUACUAAGGUUUAUUUUCCUGGCACCCGGUGUUCAUGUCAAUUGCAUUCUGCCUCUGCCUGCCGGAAGCCAUCCUGAUCUUCUCUCCAGAGGCCUCUCUUUUCUUCUGCUCCCACAAAGUAAAAGCGCAGCUGCAUUGGAUUGCACAAAUGCUGGCCCUCGGGGCUGCCACCUUGGGAUUGGUCUUCAUUAUCUCCAGCAAGAACCGGAGUGAGCUCCCACACUUCAUCUCCUGGCACAGCAUUCUCGGUCUUCUGACCAUAUUGGCCACCUGUGGGCAAGUCCUGUGUGGAUUGGGCCUGCUGUUUCCACAGCUACUAAGGAUUUCAUUAGCGGCUCAGCUCUGGAGAUGCCACACUGUGUACGGACUGAUAGUUUACUUGCUGGCCACUUCUACUGUAGUACUGGGCAUUUGCUCUGACUGGUUUCAGGCCCAGAUCAAAGGCGUGGCUUGGUAUUUAUCUCUGGGAUUGGUCUUCUGUCCAGCCCUGGUAAUUGUGAACCAGAUUUCUAGAACUUAUUGGUUGAAGAAGAGACAGUAUGUUUGAGAACUGAUCUCAGUAGGACGCCCAGGAAUCAGCAUUUCAACCAACUAUUAUUUGUGCGUUCUCUUUUUUAUCAUGAUCUUUAUUACAUUCCCCUUUGAUUUUCCAUGCAUUCUGCUUCUUUUGUUCCAUAGGUUGGUUGGGUAUGGACAUGCUGGAGGGAAUUACAAAUUAGAAUUCAGGUCUACAGAGCACCCAGGCAAGGGGUUAUUUUCCUAACACACAGCAAUGCGUGGAUCCAAUUAUACUGGAAAUGUUAAUAUUCUUUCUUUUUAAAAAGUGUUUUAUUAAAGUUUAUUGCAAGAUAAAAAUACAAAAAGAAACAAAAGUUAGAAAGGUGCAAAGAAAAAAAAAGUGACUUCAGGAUUUGUUCAGUGUAGAAUACCACCCCCCCAAAAAAAUUACCUCAAUUUUUGCUUUGCAUUUCUAAAUGGCUCAAGCCAUUUCUAUAACAAAGUCAUUCUAAUGAUCAAAACCUAAAAUCAAAGGUUUUUUUUCGAUUUUGAGCAAAAGGUCCAGAAGCGAUUUCCAAAUCUAGAUAGGUUCUUGCCAUUCAAUUUUGCCAUUCAAUUUUGCCAUUUCUGUCGAUCGCAUCAUGCCAAUUUUCUUUCUAGCUCACUGAUCAAGUCAACAUGGAUGUUUAACUGGUGCUCAGGCUUGAAUCCACAAUGCUGUUCUGUUGAGAAGCACAGGGUGGCUGCAGUUGCCCAUUUGCUUUCUUCUUGAAUACUAGUAAAGAAUUACUGGAGCUUACAGCAGUAUCUAUUACUCUCAGUCCUACAGGCCCUUCAGUAAGUGGAUCAGGGACCAAUCUGCAGUAGUUAUUAUUCCCUUCAGCCCACUUUGUAGGCUUUUUUACGUAUUGAAUGACAAAUCCCAGUCUAUUAUCCUGAAAGUAUGCUAUUUUUUCCAAACUUCUUCUAGGACCCUGUAUUUGUAAACUAAGGCUUCUACCCACUUAAAUUGAAUACUUCCGAUCUGGUGAAAUUAUAUUACUGAGAGUGGUUUCAAAGUGGCUUCAGAAUAUGUUGUCCAACUAUGUCGUUCCAUAUAAAGGUUAAAAUAUUUGGGCAUGAAAUAGCAGGUUUCUUCUAUUAGAAGAUUGGGAAGAUACAUUUUAGCCCGAUUUCCAACUGUAGAGACCCCACAAACCGAUACUUUUGGCUUUUUUUAAAAAAAAAAAAAAGCAUGACCACAUCUGGUUCAUUUAAAAAUAAAAGAGAAACUGAAGUGUCUCACAACCUCUGCCUGUUCGGUUAUAGAACUUGUACCUCUUUCUCCUGUGACACACACGAAGUGUUUAUGGCCUUUUAAACUCAUUUGGCAAUUACAAUAUUAAUAAGUAACUGCAGGGCAAUGAUUUCAUGUGUGUGUGUGUGUGGGAGGGGAGUUCCAGCACAGCAUUGCCUCAGAAGCAAAGAGGGCUGCAAUAUGCAAUUUACUCAGUAUCCACCCUAAGCUGGAAAUGUUUUUGGUUUAUUUAUAUUUUACAUUUCUAAGGUGCUCAGUCCAACAACUAUAUGGCUUAGAAUUUAAAACAGUAAAAAAAAAAACCCAACCCAAAAGAUUGCACUAUCUGGAGAACAACAGCAAAUUCUCUCUCCUAUCUAUAGAGAUAAAAACAUAAUCACCUAACCCAAGGCCGUUUCCAUGUGAAUCUUGGAAAUGGGGAAAUAGUAUUUCAGAGGUAUGUGCUGCAACCGAGAAGGCUCAUCUCCUGGGCUAAAUGACAUUACUUAAUCAACAGGAACAGGAAGGGACCCAAGCCUCGUAGGACAGGCAGAAACAAAGGACAGAUGCUUCCUUAAAUAACAAAGUCCUAUGUCAUAUAGGGCUUUAAAGAUAAAAAUAGUACACUGAAUUGCAGCCAGAAGCCAUCUAGUAGCCAAUGAAGCUGUUAGAACCUGGAUGACAUAUAGGAUCGCUCACCAAUCACUGCUUCUUCUGUAAAAACUCUAGCUUUUGAAUGGUUUGCAAGGUUUCUCCAGAUAGACAGCACUGCAGUUGUUCAACCAAAAUAUGACUGAGGCAUUGAUGACUAAAGGUGUCCUGGUUCAAAAAAAUGUGCAGUUGGCAUACAAGGUGAAUCUGCGCAAAGGACUAUCGUUUGUUCUUCAUAUAGGAGCUGUGAGUCCAGGAGAUGUCUAGCUUGCAUAUUAGACCCCAAACAGGGCAGUAUAGGUAGCAGAAGCCCAUCUGAGCAUGUUUUUCCACAUCUAGACCUUCACAACUUCUAGGCACUGAAACAUGACUUCAAAAUUUGGGAUUAGAUAGGUGAGUAUCAUUAGCAUAUUGAUGAUGAUAACUAACUCCAAAUGGAUGGCUCAGCAGCUUCAUGUAGGUAUAAAAUAAGAAAGGUCAGAACAACAACCAUUGUGAUACCUCACCAUCAGGUCAUUGGGUUUGACCUGUCUCUUUCUGGCAGCAUAUAUAUGGAGUAUAUAUAUCACGAAACUGAUUUCACAGGAAUAAUGGAAUUAUACUUUAUAAACAUAGAUUAGAAUAACAGAAUCUUGCAUGUCUCAUUUGUUUUCCCUCUUAUACCCCACAGAGUCAGGAGAGAUCCAGUCUGAGUCUGUUUCUAAUACUUUCCUAUUCAUAGCAAAUAAAAACAAAUAUUUGCUCUUUUGUUGUGAUAAUGGCAUCUGGGUGACUUUUCCAAGGUAAUCUCCAUGGCUCCCAAUACUUUUUUCCAACUUCAACUGAAACCAACCAUAGAGAAAGGAGAAUUAUUGCGCUCUAAUACCAUGUCUCCCUCUCCUGCUUCCCAUAGUCCAGAAGGAUACCAAGACCUAUAGAAUCAAAAACUGAUAAGAGAAGAACCAUUCUUGUUGUGCUCCCCAUCCCAGCUCUGCCAGAACUGUGAUCAGUGCAUCCCUGAACUAAAUAUACAAUUUCCCUGGGACCGGUGCUGCCUCAGUACUAAGACUCCUGUACUUUUUCCAUUGCUUAUGCCAGAUGAUUUACAUUUAUUCUCUGCCCCAACUACCUUCCUUUCCUUGUCAUUUGAUUUCAUUACAAUAUCAGGAUAAGAUAAAUUCACCUUUCCAUCUGUUAGAAUGUAAAGUGUGAUCCCAACAGAGUGCCACAUUUCUUUAUUAAAUAGGUGCCUAUGAUGCUUAUAGGUAAGUCUUAAGGAGUAAAUUUUGCAACUGUGGUCUUGCAUCUUGUAUCUCCCCCUCACUGCUUACAGUUCUGAUUGUCAUGCAAAUUUUUUAAAGCAGUUUACUCUAGAGCGAUGAAUCAGAAAUGGAAGAUCUGAAGAAAAUUCGAAGUCAUAUAGAAGAUGUUUUUGUGUUCUCAUUUUUUUCAUGUAAUAUAGCAAUAUUUUGACAGCGAGUAAAAUUUUGUUGAAUGUAAUUCAGAUAUUUUGCUUUGACGUUCCAUAUCUUCUAUUUUCUCAGGUAAUUUUAUGACACAGGAAAUCACCUAAUUUUAUGUUUUGUUCUUAUUACAUGUAUGGGAUACUGUAUAUCUUUUACUGUAACCUUCCCAAGCUGCUUGUCUUCUAUGGUAGAUAUGCUGGGACUGUAACACUCAUAAUUAUAUAUACUAUAGAAUUAUAGUGUGAUAGGAAUAUCUGGAAGGCACUAAUUAGACUAUUAGAGGACCACAGUUUGAUGUUCUGAGUUAGCUUGCUGAAAUUGCAGCAACACAUUUCUGAUUUGCUACAGAAAGUAGCUGGAAAAAAGGCUGGAAGGGUAGGUUAUGGUACAGGUAGUCCUUGACUUACAACAGUUUGUUCAGUGACCAUUCAAAGUUACAUCAGCACCUGACAUGACUUAUGACUGUUUUUCACACUUGCAACCGUUGACCCCACGGUCAUCAAAAUUUAGAUACUUGGCAGCCGGCUCAUAUUUAUGAUGAUGCCAUGGUCAUAUAAUCCCCUUUUGCAACCUUCUGACAAGCAAAGUCAGUGAGGAAGCCAGAUUCACUUUCACCAUGUUACUAACUUAACAACUGUAGUGAUUCACUUAACAACCGUGGCAAGAAAAGUCAUAAAGUGGGGCAAACUCACUUAACAAUUAUCUUGCUUAGCAGCAGACAUGUUGGGUUCAAUUGAGUUGUUGGGUUCAAUUGAGUUGUAAAGUAAAGAUUACUUUAAAACCAUUGUAAGUUAAAACUACAAAUGACCUGGACUAGAGAGAGCUUACUUUCUAGGUGCUUAUUCUUCUGGAAUAGACCCAGUGGUGGGAUUCAGCCAGUUCGCACCACUUCGAGAGAACCGGUUGUUAACUUUCUAAGCAGUUUGGCAAACUGGUUGUUGGAAGAAUUCAUUAGGGCAGAGAACCGGUUGUUAAAUUACUUGAAUCCCACCACUAAAUAGACCAUAGUAUUUAAUACUUCUAUAUUGAGGCAUGUUAAUCUUCUGAAUCUUUGUUUUUCUUGUUUCAUGCAUUCACUUGCUUAGUUUUCUGAUUAACCUCAAGGAAACAUCUCUGAAACUAAGCCUUCAUAUACUGACAAUGUAAACCUAUAUAGCACCAACUCUGUUGUCCUGUUUAUUUGCUGGGCACACAGGUGGUAUGUGCAUGUGUGAAGAUGAGUGUAAUUGAGUUAUUGUUCUCUAGGGAUGGACGCUUAGAAUUUUCUCUGUAGGAAGGAAGCUGAGAAGUUGACGUGCCAAACCCAUGCCCAAUAAAUCUUGCUUCUGCGUGUGUCGGGCCCAUUGGUCUGGAAUGCAGAGAGUCCCCAUUGCUAUUUAUCAUCAAAUAUUCUAGAGCUAUUCUGAUACAGCCUUCUGGGUUGCAUGUGAUUCGGUGGCUAUAGAAAUCAAUUAAAUAAAUAUAAUUUCCUUCUUGAUGAUUGGAAAAAUGACAAAACAUAACAUUAGGAAAACAUAAGACCUCAGCAGGAAGACAGUGCCUGGAUCCCUUCUCUACAACAGACUCCAACAGCAAAAGCUUCAUGUAAAAAUGAAAAUGUUUGCUAGUUUUAGAUGCAUUCAAUCUUUCAUAGAAAGAAGAUUUGAUUUUAUAGAAUCUUUCUUUCUUUCUUUCUUAUUUAUUUUUGGGUAUUUUCACAUGAGCCUUUUAAUAUGCACUCUUUUUCACCCAACCAUGGCCUGGCAGCAUUUUUUUUCCUGCAAUAAAUUAAUAAAUUACCAUCUUUAGAAUUGCUAAUAAUGCACUGACAUUAACUUCAUAAUUUUGUUUGGUGAAGAAGUUCCCUUUUAUCACCAGUCUCAUUUUUUUUCUUAUUGAUACUGGGUGGUACUUCAAAAGACCAGGAUCAGAACUGCAAUUCCCCUAUAAUUUUUCAGAAUUAGUAGUUUUGCAUUUACAGUAACAGAUCUCUUGAUCUGUUUAUCUGCACUUCCCAUCUGCCUAUGUUCACCUUUCCCAGAAAA